This is a messenger RNA of Perkinsus marinus ATCC 50983, 1089 nucleotides long. RefSeq lists its product as hypothetical. Lineage: Eukaryota; Perkinsozoa; Perkinsida; Perkinsidae. The record is from RefSeq and is a predicted model, not a curated record. Bases 1 to 1089 code for a protein of 362 amino acids. The transcript is spliced from 10 exons.
AUGCAGGUGGUGAAGAACUGGGACCUGCACAGCUACUCUCUCCUCGAAGUGGCCCCCUGGAUGAACGCUUCACCGGCCUUGCAAGAAAGGUUCGCCAACACACUGGACAUCUUUCAACUGUGCGACCCUACAGGUAAAGUUAUGGGCCACUACGACCGAGGGGUAUCGGCACUAUUGAGGACUACACUGAAGCUUGGGGACAACAACACAGUGCCGUGUGGGCUGAUACUUAUGUAUGAGACCCAAGAGCAUGCUACCAAUGAGUUCUCGAGGCUCCAGAUGAGGUCUAUGACCGAAAGUUACGCAGAUGAGUGGCUGAAUGAACUACAGCCGACUGAGGAAGGAGGGGAGCCUCAGCCUGGGGUUAUACUAACAGUUCACCACUACGACCCACAAGUGACCCAUCCGUCACAGUUGGUCUGUGUAGUGAGGGCCCUACAUGUGAAGUACUUCUGGCCACGAGAAGCGGGAGAUGGACAGGUCAUCCAGCUAUCACCGGGUCAAACCUUGGGGACGGCAGAUGAUUACAAUAUAGUCACGGACCUGCAGACCUGGGAGACCGGCGAGAAGUCUAACGAGGCGCCGCAAAAGGCGAGAGAGGACGAUGACCCUGAGGACUUCUUUCGAGUGCUCCCGUGGGUGAAGGACAAAACUAAGAGCGAUUUCGUUAGAGCAACUUACGCCUAUGUCAAAAGGGACGAUGCUGGCGAGAUAACCUCUGUGGUGGCGGCAGUAUCGGUGACGGGGGACGUUGACACGAAGAAGCCUGCGCGUUUGGUGAUGGCCUCCCCUUAUGUCGAUACGGAGUCAGUAUCGCGAGAGGAGGCCGAGCAGGCUCUGGACACUGUGCUUCAGCAUGUCUUUGCUAAGUAUCGGAGGAGCGUUGGGGUUAUUUUGUACGACUCGAAGGAUACUUUUUAUGAGUUUACUGAGGAGUCCAUACUCCCGCGGCAUCGGUAUUGGACUGAUAGAGAAGCAGUCCCGGUCCAGAUGCCUGUGCCUGCCCAAGAGUGCCUCCUACACUCUCCGUACGUCAUACCAGCAGAGUUCCUCAGUUUUGAGACCUACUUCAAGACCCCUACGGGCUAG